Armigeres subalbatus is the source of this 3603-nucleotide messenger RNA. Its product is annotated as collagen alpha-1(IV) chain-like. The transcript has 2 exons. The coding region runs from base 3 to 3416 and encodes 1137 amino acids. The record is from RefSeq and is a predicted model, not a curated record. NCBI's taxonomy places the organism in Eukaryota, Metazoa, Arthropoda, Insecta, Diptera, Culicidae.
ACAUGUUUCAGCGGUUUACCGUGAAGCUUUUAGCAGUGAUUUUUAGUCCCUUGCUUGUUGCUGGAAAACAUUUUGUGAAAUGGGAUGGACAAUGUGGAGGCGAAAAACAACCAAGCCAAUGGUACCCUCGGCCAGUUGCAGUACACUUUGAGAACGCGUGCUACCCUUUCAAACCAGACGAUGGAUCGCUGGAUAAGGCUGUGUUUCCCGGACAAAGGGAUAUGUGUUGUACGUGUCCGGUGAAACCCGGCAUGCCGUCAGCCUAUCCAGAUCUCGAUUAUCUUUAUGAAAAGCCAGGUCCUGGUGGAGUUAUGCAAUCCGAACCAUCGGAGAGAAAAACUGGAAUCAAUGAAGCUAUACCACCACAAAACAAGCCAUCAAUUAGUUAUCAACAGUCAGUUGGAAAUGUCACAGCAGAAAAAUCUCUAGGAUCGACGAUUGAACCAGGAGCCCCGAACGAGUCCCAAGUCACGCCAACGUCUCCAGACAUCGGUCAUACUGGCAAUGGUUCUCCAGAAAUUGAUUAUGUUGGAGCUGAAACAUCGCCUGGUUCUGUAAAAUCGGAACAACCAGAAGCUUCAGGUUCGUCGACAGGACCUCCGAACGGAACCCAAAUCACGCCGACGACUUCAGACUUCGGUCACGCGGACAAAGGUUCUUCAGAAAUCGGUCAUCCUGGUGCUCAAACAUUGCCUGGUUCUGUAAAAUCAGGACAACCCGGAACCUUUGGCUCGACGAUAGAGCCAGGAGGUCCGAUCGGAACCCAAGUCACGCCGACGACUCCAGACUUCAGUCAUGCGAACAAGGGUUCUUCAGAAAUCGGUCAUCCUGGUGCUGAAACAUUGCCUGGUUCUGACAAACCAGGACAACCCGGAACCUUCGGUUCGACAAUAGAACCAGGAGGUCCGAACGGAACCCAACUUACGCCGACGACUCCAGACUUCGGUCAUGCGGACAAAGGUUCUUCAGAAAUCAGUCAUCCUGGUGCUGAAACAUUGCCUGGAUCGGUAAAAUCAGGACAACCCGGAACCUUUGGCUCGACGAUAGAGCCAGGAGGUCCGAUCGGAACCCAAGUCACGCCGACGACUCCAGACUUCGGUCAUGCGGACAAAGGUUCAUCAGAAAUCGUUCAUCCUGGUGCUGAAACAUUGCCUAGUUCUGUAAAAUCAGGACAACCCGGAACCUUUGGCUCGACGAUAGAGCCAGGAGGUCCGAACGGAACCCAAGUCACGCCGACGACUUCAGACUUCGGUCACGCGGACAAAGGUUCUUCAGAAAUCGGUCAUCCUGGUGCUCAAACAUUGCCUGGUUCUGUAAAAUCAAGUCAGCCCGGAACCUUUGGCUCGACGAUAGAACCAGCAGGUCCGAACGGAACCCAAGUCACGCCGACGACUCCAGACUUCGGUCAUGCGGACAAAGGUUCAUCAGAAAUCGUUCAUCCUGGUGCUGAAACAUUGCCUAGUUCUGUAAAAUCAGGACAACCCGGAACCUUUGGCUCGACGAUAGAACCAGGAGGUCCGAACGGAACACAAGUCACGCAGACGACUCCAGACUUUGGUCAUGCGGACAAAGGUUCUUCGGAAAUUGGUCAUCCUGGUGCUGAAACAUUGCCUGGAUCGGUAAAAUCAGGACAACCCGGAACCUUUGGCUCGACAAUAGAACCAGGAGGUCCGAACGGAACCCAACUUACGCCGACGACUCCAGACUUCGGUCAUGCGGACAAAGGUUCUUCGGAAAUCGGUCAUCCUGGUGCUGAAACAUUGCCUGGAUCGGUAAAAUCAGGACAACCCGGAACCUUUGGCUCGACGAUAGAGCCAGGAGGUCCGAACGGAACCCAAGUCACGCCGACGACUCCAGACUUCGGUCAUGCGGACAAAGGUUCAUCAGAAAUCAUUCAUCCUGAUGCUGAAACAUUGCCUAGUUCUGUAAAAUCAGGACAACCCGGAACCUUUGGCUCGACGAUAGAGCCAGGAGGUCCGAACGGAACCCAAGUCACGCCGACGACUUCAGACUUCGGUCACGCGGACAAAGGUUCUUCAGAAAUCGGUUAUCCUGGUGCUCAAACAUUGCCUGGUUCUGUAAAAUCAAGUCAGCCCGGAACCUUUGGCUCGACGAUAGAACCAGGAGGACGGAACGGAACCCAGCUUACGCCGACGACUCCAGACUUCGGUCAUGCGGACAAAGGUUCUUCAGAAAUCGGUUAUCCUGGUGCUCAAACAUUGCCUGAUUCUGUAAAAUCAAGUCAGCCCGGAACCUUUGGCUCGACGAUAGAACCAGCAGGUCCGAGCGGAACCCAACUUACGCCGACGACUCCAGAUUUCGGUCAUGCGGACAAAGGUUCAUCAGAAAUCGUUCAUCCUGGUGCUGAAACAUUGCCUAGUUCUGUAAAAUCAGGACAACCCGGAACCUUUGGCUCGACGAUAGAACCAGGAGGUCCGAACGGAACACAAGUCACGCAGACGACUCCAGACUUUGGUCAUGCGGACAAAGGUUCUUCGGAAAUUGGUCAUCCUGGUGCUGAAACAUUGCCUGGAUCGGUAAAAUCAGGACAACCUGGAACCUUUGGCUCGACGAUAGAGCCAGGAGGUCCGAACGGAACCCAACUUACGCCGACGACUCCAGACUUCGGUCAUGCGGACAAAGGUUCAUCAGAAAUCGUUCAUCCUGAUGCUGAAACAUUGCCUAGUUCUGUAAAAUCAGGACAACCCGGAACCUUUGGCUCGACGAUAGAGCCAGGAGGUCCGAACGGAACCCAAGUCGCGCCGACGACUCCAGACUUCAGUCAUGCAAACAAGGGUUCUUCGGAAAUUGGUCAUCCUGGUGCUGAAACAUUGCCUGGUUUUGACAAACCAGGACAACCCGGAACCUUUGGCUCGACGAUAGAGCCAGGAGGUCCGAUCGGAACCCAAGUCACGCCAACGACUCCAGACUUCGGUCAAGCGGACAAAGGUUCUUCGGAAAUCGGUCAUCCUGGUGUUGAAACAUUGCCUGAAUCGGUAAAAUCAGGACAACCCGGAACCUUCGGUUCGACAAUAGAACCAGGAGGUCCGAACGGAACCCAACUUACGCCGACGACUCCAGACUUCGGUCAUGCGGACAAAGGUUCUUCGGAAAUCGGUCAUCCUGGUGCUGAAACAUUGCCUGAUAGAUCAACUACUACAAACGACAAUCAAUUCUCCCAAUCCUCAGACACCGAAAAUAUCACCACUUCAACUCCAACCGUAAACAGUUUCAUUGGAUCAAGUCGAAAACCUUACUCAAACAGACGGAGAAAACCUCGUCCGCAAACUGGAAAAGGCGGCCGUCGCACCCCAGGAUCAAGGAGAAAACCAGGUUCGACCAAACCAUCGUCCGAUAUCGGAACCAAAAUCGAUGAGCUGGUCAACGAUAUCGAGACGAACAAGUGCGAGAGUUAGGGUGAGCGAUGAAUGGUGAAACUUGAUUACAGUUUAGCUUCACAUAGUUUAGUCUAGAAGCUAAGUAGUGUUGUAAUACAGUUAAGAUAGGAUUUAAAUAAACGUAUUGGUCUUUAUAAUUUGUGAUAUUUUUUUUCUAUCAGUAGUGCAUAAAUUAUAGAUUGGAAUAAUGAAGGAAGCAUGAAUA